UAAUUAUAUCAUCAUCACCAAAUAAUUUAUCAAAACAUUCAUUUAGUCAUCGUCAACUUUUAUCAACCAAUUCAUCAUAAUCUAAAGUUGUAUCAGCCAUCAUAUUAGAUCAGACAUUCCAUCAAUCAUAUCUAAAAGUGUCUUGUAUCUGAAUCUUUAUCGUUAUUUACAUAAUAUUCAUAAAUAAUCCUUAUUUUUCUGUCCUUUGUGACAUUUACAUUCCCUAUUGUUUGAUAUUUUAUAUUUGCUAUAAUCAUUCCCACCAUGGAUCAAACUGAUCAAACCAAUCACAUUGCUGAACUGUCAGUUUCCCCAGGUACCACCAUACCCUUACCACCUACAUCUGCAGAUCAACCAUCUUCAUCAUCACAUUUAGACCCUUCAUCCUCCACACAAAAAUUAACUAUUGCAAUUCCUGAUCAGAAAUUAAGCUCAGCUGAUUCAAGCGCCACCACAACUUCUAUAUCUUCAGGAUGUUCUGUACUACACUCCCCUAUUCCUCAUAAACCAGGUAUCGUAACUUCAUCCAUUAAUGCUCCUUCUGAACCUACUAUUGCUGAAAACCCAUCUGAUUCAACCCCAAGUACUAAUAAUAAUAUCAAAAAGACAAGUAUUUCAACCACCAAUACUGCUAAAAAGGGUCCAUUAUUAAAAGUUAAACCUGAUCCUACAUUAAAAUCGUGUUUAUCUCCAUCAUCAGUUCCUACAACAGGAGAAAAUAUUAAAGAUAUUCCUCCUAUACUGACUCACCCUCCUCAUACAGUAACUUCUAUAUUACAUCCUCCUCCAAAUCAUGAUAUAAUUACUCCUCCACCACCUCAACAUCCUUCAUUCUUAGUAGAAGUAGAUAAUGUUAGUCCCAACAAACAUGGAUUAUUAGGAGUUAAUGAUAAAGGCAUGGCAACUCCAAAUAUUGAUGAACAAUUUGCUCAUUCUCAUAUGGGAAGUAUUAAUACUCCUCUUGUUUCCAAUAAUGCAUUUAAUAGAAGCUCAGUAAGUCCUCCAAUCUUAAAUACUACCACUUCACCACCCUUACUUCCACCUUCAAGAAUGAAUUCUUUAAGAUAUUCUGAUCAUGAUGAUAAAAGAUAUAUUGAAAGUUUACGUCAUUCAAAUAAUAGUUCAUUAUCAUCAUCAGCUGCUGCUACUGCUCAUCCCGAAGAGAAAACUUUAUCCCCCACUACUGAAUUAGAUUUAAUUAAUCAACAAAUUCAAAUCCAACAACAACAACAACAAAAUGAUAAUAAAUUACAUUUAUUAAUUGGAAUCACUGGUUGUAUUUCAAUUCAUAAAAAUAUCUUUCUUAUCAUUGAAAAAUUAUUUGAAUUAUAUACUCAUGAUAAAUUAGAAAUUCAAGUUAUAUUAACUAAAUCAGCUGAAUGGUUUCUUUCGGAAAAAUUAUAUAAAUUCGAACAAUUACAAGUUAAAGUAUGGUAUAGUGAUGAUGAUGCGAAUUAUUUCUUAACCAGUCCAUUUCAAAAACAUAUUGCUCAAUUUCAAUCAUUACCAGCCAAUUUCAGACCUAGAAUAAAUCCUAAUAUUUUAAGUCAAUAUUUCUUAGCGUUUAACUUACAAAGAUGGACUGAUGUAUUAUUAAUUUGUCCAUUGUCAGCUAAUACCAUGGCGAAAUUAAUCACUGGAUUAUCGGAUAAUUUAUUAACUAAUUUAUUACAUUUAUGGCCUAUCCCCCAAGGAUUUUCUCAACUUCAUAAUCAACAACAACCACCCCCACCUUCAUCUUCAUCAAAUACGAAUUUAAAUACUCAUGAUUCAACUAUUUUGACUAAUAAUUUAAUCUCUCCUAAACCAAUUGUGGCAGCAUUGGCAUUGACGAAUGCAAUGUAUGCUCAUCCUAUCACCAAGACUCAAAUUGGUACUUUAAAAGAGACUUAUCCUAAUAUGACGAUUUUAAAACCAGUUGAAAAAUGCGUUACUGGUGAUGGUAGUAUUUCAAUGGGUGGUAUGAGAUCAUGGAGUGAGAUUGUGGAGAUCGUGAGUCAAAAGUUGGGAAGACCUGCUGAUGUCGAAGAUGAUGAAGAAGAAGAAGAGAAGGAAGAGGAGGAGGAAGAAGAAGAAGAAGAAGAAGAGGGAGAAGAUGAUGAUAAAGAGGUAGAAGAAGAGGAUGAUGACGAAGAAGAUGAAGAUGAAGAAGGACAAGAUGAAGUUCCAGUUAAAUCAAUAGAUGAACUGAACAAUGGUCCUGUAAAAGUGAUCAAGAAGGAAAAAGUUAAUAAUAUUCAACUUGUUAAUAAAGAGGGCGAAGCAAGUAGCGCCAAGAGACAUUCCAUUACUCCUAUAUUGAGUAAAGAUCGAGAAGCUUCCAUAACGACUGUACCAUCGAUCCCAAGAUCAAGACAUAAUACAGUGUCAAGAAAGGAAUUACAAGAUCAUGAAAAGUUAGCUCUUGAAAAUGCCAAAUUAAAUGCUGGUAUUGGUAUAAAUUAAUUUAUGAUUCUAUUGCUCUGUAUAUUAGCUUUAUUUAUUAUCUUUCAUUUUAUAAUAUA
Scheffersomyces coipomensis is the source of this 2504-nucleotide messenger RNA. Its product is annotated as flavoprotein. NCBI's taxonomy places the organism in Eukaryota, Fungi, Ascomycota, Pichiomycetes, Serinales, Debaryomycetaceae. Bases 265 to 2445 code for a protein of 726 amino acids. The transcript has 2 exons. Gene Ontology annotation, biological process: coenzyme A biosynthetic process. The record is from RefSeq and is a predicted model, not a curated record. Gene Ontology annotation, molecular function: phosphopantothenoylcysteine decarboxylase activity; FMN binding. Gene Ontology annotation, cellular component: phosphopantothenoylcysteine decarboxylase complex.